Messenger RNA from Phycomyces blakesleeanus NRRL 1555(-), 2134 nucleotides. RefSeq lists its product as hypothetical. Bases 140 to 1723 code for a protein of 527 amino acids. Gene Ontology annotation, biological process: SCF-dependent proteasomal ubiquitin-dependent protein catabolic process. Gene Ontology annotation, cellular component: SCF ubiquitin ligase complex. The transcript is spliced from 2 exons. Lineage: Eukaryota; Fungi; Mucoromycota; Mucoromycetes; Mucorales; Phycomycetaceae. Gene Ontology annotation, molecular function: protein binding. The record is from RefSeq and is a predicted model, not a curated record.
CUCUGUUCUUUUAAACUAUUGUAAAUCUAUAUAGGUAUCCGAAAGCAUAGAUAUACAACCACGUAUCACAUAUUACACUCUUCUGCUUAAUUCUCAACAAUACCAACAGAAUAAAGAAAGAAACAAAUAGAGAAAAAAAAUGGCUACAAAAAACCGAACAAAGGAUGUACCACCAGAACUCCUCAUUCAGAUCUUUGCAAAUCUCUUGCAUCCUCUAGAUCUUCUUCAGUGUGCAUUAACCUGCAAAGCAUGGAGCUACCGUGCUCUGGAAAUCCUGUGGAUCAAACCACCAAUCGCACACCCAUAUAGCUGGGAUCUCUUUUGUCAGACCACAAAGCCAGGAAACAUAACUCUCUUUCCUUACCUAAGCUUCAUUCGUCGCAUCAACCUCUCCACACUAUCCGUAGCCAUAUUGGACGAUCAACUCAGCCAACUGAGCAAAUGCGACCGCCUAGAGAGGAUCACUCUCUCGGGCUGUUCGAAUCUGACAGAUCUUGGCUUGCUUAAACUGCUCGAUCACGGUGCAUGCGAAAAUCUAGUCUCUCUAGAUCUUAGUGACAUUACAACAAUUAGCGACCUUACGAUCCUAAAGGUAGCCGAGCAAUGUCCUCGACUUCAGGGUCUAAAUUUGAACAUGCACAAGGAUACCCAAGACCGUUUCACCCGUAUUACAGACGCCAGUAUUGUCAAGAUUGCAAAAUCAUGUAGAGGCCUCCGAAGAAUUAAAUUAAGCAAUUUUGCACACGUUUCUGAUACAUCAGCUAUUGCCCUCGCGCAUCAUUGCCCAGGACUGACGGAGAUUGACUUGAUGAGCUGUUCGAUCACAAAUACAGCAGUUCAUGAGAUAUUCUUGAAUUGUCGUGAGCUCAAGGAAUUCCGGAUAAACCAAUGUUCAGCACUAAGCCCGGCCGCUUUCACACAGUCUGCCCUGUCGAGCAUACCUCCGCCAAGGAUCCAAACCCAAUACUUUGAACAGCUCAGACUGCUCGAUCUCACAGGUGUUGUGAUGCUCACAGAUGAAGCAAUUCAGAAAAUAGUGUGUGCUGCUCCGAAGAUCCGUAAUCUGGUUCUCAACAAAUGUUACAGUAUUUCGGACGCUGGUUUAUUGGCCAUUUGUGAACUUGGUCGUUAUCUACACUACCUACACCUUGGCCAUUGCAGCCGAAUCACAGAUUUUUCGGUUGUCCAAUUGGCAAAGAACUGCACUCGCCUUCGCUACCUCGAUCUUGCCAGCUGCAGCCAGAUCACUGAUCGUUCAGUGACCGAACUGGCAACCCUGCCCAAGCUCAAACGAAUUGGUCUGGUCAAGUGUACCAACAUCACCGACCAAUCCAUCUAUGCACUCACGAGUCACAUACGAAUCGCCACCACACUUGAACGGGUCCAUCUCAGCUACUGUUCCAAUCUGUCUGUCCGGGCUGUCAUGCAGCUCGUGACUUUCUGCCACCGUCUCACUCAUCUCAGUCUCACCCACGUGCCUGCCUUUUUGGACACCGAACUACAGAAGUUCUGUCGUGAACCACCCCGAGACUUCACUGGCCCACAGAUUAGAGACUUUUGCGUGUUUAGUGGCAAAGGUGUACGGGAAUUACGGCACUUCUUUCACUCCCUAUCCCAUGAAGAACGCGAGGUUCGAUAUCCAUUCCCUUCACCGAUCAACACAGCAUACCGUAGAGGCGAAGAUACUUCUGCUACUCGAUUAUCUGAAAGAACACCUCAAUGAUUGAUUUCUUUAUUUUAUUUUUUCAAUUUCAAUUUCAAUCAUUUUCAUCUUCAUUUUCAUAUUCAUUUUUUAAUUUUAAUUUACUCUUCUUCUUUAAUCUCUCUCUCUCUCUCAUACACAACACACUUCUCUUCAUUGUCUUUUCUGCAAUAAUAAUAGUGAUAAUAAUAUUUGUACAUUGUUUUUCUUUUUAUUCUUAUACUUCUUUAUUGGGAUUAUACCCUCUCCAACUUCCACCCUUUCUCCCUCCCUCUCUCUCUCUCUCUCUCUUUCUUCUUCAAGUAUUAUAGUUAUGAUUAAUAUUAAUAUUAUUUGAAAAAAAAGAAAGGUUUGUUUGUGAAUUUUUCUUUAUUCAUAUUCAGGCUUAAAGAAUCAAAUAAUCAAACAGAGCUACAUGUUCUUUUCUACACC